UGAUAAUGGAUUUUACGAUCACACAUUUAAAAUUGAGUAAAGAGAGGGAUCAAGGGCCGAAGGGUUUCCAUAGUAACAAUGCCAAACAAAGCGAGAAUUGAACGAGUCGACAAUGGGAAACUAUGCCUGUGUGAUAUCAUUACCACUUCAACACUUUGAAAUCUAUACAACGUAGUCAUGAAAAUUAUUAUGCGUUUUUAUUUUUUUUUGGAACGUGGAAAAGUUUACAAAGUGAUAGAUUAUAUUUGUAAUUAUAUCAGUUUUUCAUCAUAAAAGUGUCUUACAAUUUCUUAUAAUCAGACAUCAUAGUGCAAGUUAUUUUUAUUAUCAGUGACAAAGAAAAUUAAAACAUGGAUAAUGUUACACGUGAUAAGACAAAGAAAACAACAUCUACACCUAACAACAGCAAUAUGCUUGAAAUACCAACAUGGUUGUUGGAAAUGACAGACAACAUAGAAAAAUUGAAUAUAAACAAUGAUAUUAAAUCACUGGAAAUGGAAACGUUUUCAAUUAAUGAUCAUCAUAUUGUGGACACUUUGCAAAAGAAAAAUGACCAUAUAAAUAUACUGUCCAACACAGAACCAAGCAAUAAUUAUGAUAUUGAUGAUAAUGUUAAAAUGCAAACAACUGCGAGCAAAUCAUUACCAAAUACACCACAGAAUGGAGAAAUUCAAGUUAAGCCAAAAAGAACACGUGCUUGCUCUGCUGUUGUAAAUGCAAAACGUCGCGUGCAAAAUGAUUUUUACGAAUUAGAUGCGUAUUUAGAAAGAAAACAAAUGGAAAAGCACGGAUAUGGUGACAAUAUAAAAACUUCUAAUGAAGAAUUUAAUUUGGAGUAUUUUACGUGUGUUGAGAAUAAUAUAGAUACACAAUUACAUGAAAAUUAUUCUAACAGUCCAGCAUUUUGUGUGCAAAAUGAAGGAAAGCCAAAAUUAUUGUCUGAUCAAUAUCAAGAAUCUUUUCAGCCUUCUACCUCAUUUGAAAUCAAUUUUGCCAAAGAUAUAAAUCUAUUAUGGAAUAAUUAUUUGCCAACAGAAAAAUCUUACAAAAAUUUUAUUAUUCCUGAAUUACCAUCCGGAGACUCUUUAGUCAUUGAUAUUCUUUCUACUUGGGGUGAUAAGCAUUAUGUAGGUCUCAAUGGCAUUGAAAUUUUUUCAAAGACUGGAGAACCAGCUACAAUCAAAGAAAUAUACACAGACACAAGCAAUAAUCAAUCGUUAGAUAAUAAUCAUAGUCUUCAAUCUGUAAAUAAUUUAAUUAAUGGUAUUAAUAGAACAAAAGAUGAUGCAAAUUUGUGGUUGACACCCUAUUCAAGUGGUGAUCAUCAUUACGUUUAUAUAAUAUUUGAAUUCACAAUCACUAUAGCAAUGAUCAGAAUAUGGAACUAUAAUAAAUCCAGAAUAUAUUCCUUUAGAGGAGCUAAAGAUGUUAUUAUUAAAUUAGAUGAUGACGUAAUUUUUUACGGAGAGAUUGCUAAAGCAACUGGUGAUGUUAUAGGCAGUCUUGAUUCUUUUGGUGAUACCAUAUUAUUUACGACGGAUGAAAAUAUCUUGGAACUGAUAUCACAGCAUGAUAACAUAUUCAUAGAACUUAAUAACGAGAUGUCAGAUUACGAAGAGAAAGAAACAAUUCGUCCGAUAACAGCAACGAUUAAUGAUAUUGUCUCAGCAAGACAUAAAACUAACGAUCUUACCGAGAGUUCUUCUAACUUAUAUACUGAUAGUAAAAUUUACAAUACAACUUCUAACGCUCUGUCUUGCAGAGAAGUUCAGUUAAUUAUUAUUUCUAAUUGGGGCUUCGAACAUUUGGUUGGACUUACUGGUAUAGAAUUAAUCGGAGAACAAAGUGUAGCUGUUCCGUUGAUAGACGCCAAUUUACACUGCAAUGUCGGCAAUACACAUUUAAACAGAUUAAUUGACGGACAUAAUGUCACAACUGAAAUUGAUCACAUGUGGCUAACUGAUGUAACAUCCGACAAAAGAAUUAUGAUAACUAUCAGUUUUAAUGAGCAAGUGUAUCUAAUAGGAAUGCGGAUUUGGAAUUAUAACGCAUCUUUGGAACUAUCUUAUUGUGGAGUAAAACAAUUGUUAAUUAAAUUGGAUGAUAAACAAUUACAUAGUGACAACUACGAGGGUUUUUUAUUAAGACGCGCGCCAGGAUCUUGUCAUUAUGAUUUUGUUCAAGAAAUUAGUUUUGUCAGUAACAUAUUUGCUCAAGUAUCUAAUCAUUCUGAUUCAAUUAAAUCGUCUGAAGAACUUGAGUCUAUGGAUUCAAACUAUGAAGCUCCGUCAAUGCCACAAGGAUUUGUUUAUCAAAUAGUAAUUUUUUCCACAUGGGGAGAUUCUUAUUACGUUGGCCUUAAUGGGAUACAAAUAUAUGACAAUCAUGGAAAUGAAAUCAAAUUGACUACAGAUAAUAUAGCAGCAUUUCCUGAGAGUGUUAAUAUAAUAGACGGUAUAGAUAAUGAUAUUCGUACACCAGACAAGUUAAUUGAUGGAAUAAAUAACACUAAGGACGGACGUCAUGCAUGGUUAGCUCCUAUACUUCCUGGACAAACAAAUCGUGUAUAUCUUAUAUUUUAUCAUCCCGUCACUGUGUCGACAAUUAAAAUAUGGAAUUAUGGAAAAACUCCGCAAAGAAGAGUUAAAGAAUUUGCAAUAAUGGUAGAUGAUCUAUUAGUUUAUAAUGGAACUUUAGAUAAAAAGAAUUUAUACGGCUUGGUAACGUUCAUGAAGGAAAGCAGCAACAGUGAAAAUAUCGUGAGCUGUUCGGAACAAGAGAGUCGAUCUUUAAAUUUACGAAGAAAUACUUCAGGCACUAAUUCAUUGCCGGAUCCAUCUCUUCGCCCACAUACAUCUUUGCAAUUUAAUUAAUCCUACGCAUUCCUGAUAAAAAUAUAUCUACAAACUAUGCGCGAAAACAGUACGUAGUAUAAAAACUCUAACAAUCAAGUUUUGUACACAUCUUCUAUGCGAAAAUUCAACUCUUAUUACGUCUUUUAAAUACAAAAAAGUUAUACACAAAUUGUGAUAUAAGCUGUAAAUAUAAUUUGUUAUUUAUAAUUUGUUAUUAUUAUCUGUCAAUGUUCACACUGUGUAACUGUAAAAAAGACGAUUGUAGCAAGCGUCAUCAACAACACUUCUUCCAACCGUAAAGAUAUUACUACGAAACAAAAUGAAAAGCAAUCAAGUAAGUAUAUUUUCUUAGAUUAUCGUUCGCGGCUCUUAAUGUUUGUACUUAGAGUUUAGAUACGAAGUCGGAGAAAUUUUUCUAGACACAAAGAAAAGAUUUUUUUAGAUUUAUUUAAGAUGCUGUGCUGGCACCGACAACACUUUCAAAUGCAAAAGUGAUGCGGUGCAGGCCGAAUAUCAAUUUAAACAUUAUCAGGAACUUUAAACAAGUCGCUCGUAGACAUUGCUAUGUAGUUGCUAAUGUGUACCAACCAUGGACAUAUAGCGCUAGCUUACAGGGCGGAAAAAUUAUUUCAGGUUUUUAUACGAUCCUGACCGGUGACUCUGAUAUAAAAGUUAAUAUAGUAAAUACAAAUAUAUAUGUAUGAAAAGAUGCAAUUUCAAGAAGUAUAUGUUUAUCAUUUUAUUAAAAUUUAUACAUCUGGGAUUUGUUACAAUUUUCAAUUUUCUUAUCUUUUAAUUGCAUUGAAAACUCUUGUUACUUAAAAUUCUCAAUAAUUAAUGAAAAUUUUAAUGAAAGAGUAGAAAAUUGGUAAAAGUAAAUCGUAAUACAUUUUAAUUUAUGAAAUAUUAUAUAUCUUUUAUGAAUUUUGAUUACGCGCGAUGCUUGCGAGUUUUUAUUAAAUGUUUUUUUUAAAUGUGUUUUUUCGAUCGCGAGGUAGCGUUUUCGAUGUAACGUUUUUGCGUUAUUCUCGCAAUUUAAAAUCCGAGAUGCGACAUGAUUCGUCUCGAUCC
Molecule: messenger RNA, 3926 nt
Organism: Pseudomyrmex gracilis
Lineage: Eukaryota; Metazoa; Arthropoda; Insecta; Hymenoptera; Formicidae
Product: protein KIAA0556-like
Exons: 14
Coding region: 351-2873 (840 amino acids)
Source: RefSeq, a predicted model, not a curated record